AUGACAAUACUGAGUAUUGUCAUCUUCCUAUUAAUUAAUGUUUCCUCUGACCCUAUUUCAGAUUUUGUUAAACCAGCAACUCCUCCAAAAUAUUUUGCAAUAGAUAUUGAUGGUACGUUCCAUAUAAAAGAUGAAUCAAAAUUCAAGAAAAACGUCGAAGCAUUCAAACGACUCAAACAAAAUAAUAUAACUCCCUUUUUCUGUACAGGGAGGGAUACAUUUUGUGUGAAAAAAUUGUUAGGAGAUUCGUUUUUCAACGAGUCUGGAUAUAAUUUUUAUCCAGGAGUUUAUGCCAAUGGAACACUUGUUUAUGACUCGGAUGGGAAUUUGAUAUCAGAAUUAAAGUUUGAAGAUACCCUUUUAGAAAAAUUUAUUCAAUAUUUUGAAGACAAUGGUCUUAAAGAUAAAACAAUGUAUUUGACUAAAGACGGAUUUUUAUCCCUUGAAGAAUUUUUCGAUGAUGGUAAAAAAGCUAUGAAUUUAAAGCAGUUUGUAUUACCAGAAAAAGUUACGAAGGGUGAAUUAAAACAAAAAGAUGUUGUAGCAAUAGCUGUAUUCAAGAUUGGUUUAACCAAUUGCAACUUUAUCGAUCAAGUAUAUCCGAUUGAAUUUUCCAAACAUGGUUACACCCAGAUAACACCUUCUGAAUGUAAUAAAAAAAUUGGACUCGAAAAAUUAUUGAAAAAACUACAAUCAAGUGGGCAAGAAUGUGCAUUUAUUGGAGACGACUCGAACGAUUUAGAACCCAUGGAGUUUUGUUCCAUAUCAUUUGCAGUUGGAGAUGCAGUAGAUGAAGCUAAAAAUAAGGCCAAGUGGUUGUUAGACUUAAAGCAUGAUGAGUGUGCUUUUGAGAAGGUGGUUGAACUCUUGGUAAAUUAA
Theileria parva strain Muguga is the source of this 879-nucleotide messenger RNA. Its product is annotated as haloacid dehalogenase-like hydrolase family protein. The coding region runs from base 1 to 879 and encodes 292 amino acids. The transcript has 2 exons. Lineage: Eukaryota; Apicomplexa; Aconoidasida; Piroplasmida; Theileriidae. Gene Ontology annotation, cellular component: cytosol. Gene Ontology annotation, molecular function: magnesium ion binding; phosphatase activity. The record is from RefSeq and is a predicted model, not a curated record.